AUGAGACUAAGAGCUUUUAUACUUUUAGUAGUUUUAAUUGGGACUGCUAUGGCAGUGACAAUGAAAACAAAAUUAAACUCUCCUUAAGCAAAGGCUAUUGAAAAUUUGAGAAACGCCAAGCAUUCAUGGAGUAAACUUGUUUUAAAUUUGGCUGAAUUGCAUAUGAUGAUGACUGAUUCUAGCUAUGAUGAUUUGGAAUAAGUAUUAAAUGACUUAAUUUAAGAUCUAAGUGAUAAAUCUUAAAGAUAUCAAAACAAUUAUAAUGAAGAAACCUCAGCUCAUAACGAAGCAGUUAGCCGCUUUAAUUCUGAAAUUUCUUCCGCAAAUAGUGAUAUAGCUUCAACAACAUCUUUAUUAAAUGAUGUUUUAUAUCCAAAGAAGCAUGAUCUUGAAAUUACAAUAGCAAGCUAAGAAUAAGACAUAGAUGAUUCAUAAUCAUACAUUGAUAAAAUUACAAGUGAUAGAGAGGAGUCUCAUAAUAAAUGGAGUGAAAGAGUUGAGGAUCACAAUUCAGCUGUAAUAGCAAUAGAAGAUGCAGAAAAGAUUUUAAAUUAGCUUUUGUAUGGUGAUCCAGUUUCUAUGAUCUAGGUUUAAGCAUCAAAAAAUGCUUUAAUAAAAAUUGAAAAGCAACUUAGUAAGAAAAUAGAUUCUUCUUUAGCUAAGGCUCUAGUUGAUUUAGCUACAAAGGAAUAUGCUAACUAAGAGACUGUUCGUAAGGUGUUAGAUAUGCUUGAAUAAAUCAAAAUAAGUAUUUAAAACUCUCUAGUAAGUGAAAAUUCUAAUGAAAACAGAGAAUAAUCAGAUUUUGAAAAGAAUUUAGAAAUAACAAAUGAGCAUAUUUAUAACGUUUCAAACUCUCUUGCUACUAAUAAGAAUGACUCAGAUAAUACUAACAAUACCAUAUAGCAAAAUGAAGCUUUUCUAACAUUAAGAAAAGAAGACUUAACAAGAGCCACAAGUGAUUUAGAAGCAGAGUAACAACAUUUCUAAUAGAUUACAAACAACUUCAAUGAUAUAAUUGACUAAAUUAAUACUGAAUUAGACUCAUGUCAUUAAGCUUUAGCUGUUAUAGAAAAUGGUACAUUUGCAAAUUUCAUUUAAGAAAAGUUCCAUAACAUAUAGUGA
Molecule: messenger RNA, 1125 nt
Organism: Tetrahymena thermophila SB210
Lineage: Eukaryota; Ciliophora; Oligohymenophorea; Hymenostomatida; Tetrahymenidae
Product: trichocyst matrix protein T1-B, putative
Exons: 2
Source: RefSeq, a predicted model, not a curated record